CGUCUGAAGAAAAGUGUGUCUGCCUUUCUAAUGUUAACAACAACAACAACAACAAAAGCGCUUUUGGAAGAAAGGUUCGAUAUACCUUCUCUACAGACGGAAGCCACUCGCGCGACUCGUCCCGAUGGCGAUCGAGUCCAGCAAUUAAACGCAAGUGGCCAGCGCCAUUAAACGCGCGAUAAUGAUGGCCAAUAAUUGCUACCUUAUAUGUGAGUGUUGUUAUUAUUUUUUUUUACGUACGGCUCAAAGCGUACAAUCGUAUGCUUCCUUCAAUCGCCGGCUCACAUAUAAGACCGAAGAAGAAGCAUCGCGGGCCUUUAGGUUUCCUUCUUAGAGCGUGUUCUUUCGCUGUUGGUGAGCUUGGGGCCGUAAGCCAGACAAGAUAUCUGCAAGUACCAGCGCGAAACUAAUUGGUUGAUUUGUAGGUUGGGGCCUUUCGCAAACACGGCUCGGUGACGUUGAAUUUGCAUCAGAAACGGUAUCAAUUUCCUAGUUCUACAAACAACACCCAUAUAUCCCACUUGAAACGCCAGGGUAAAGUCCCACAGGUUGAAGUCUGCGGGGUGUAAAAGUCAGUCAGCCACCUCUUGUUGGGAGGAUUACCGACGGCUUCACGAGCUGAUUAUUAGCACCGUGUGCGCCAACGGAUUCGUUCGGUGAUUGGCUACUAGCAGUUGUAACGAUGCGAUCGCACACUUGUGAAUUCUCGAGCGACGGUGGCAUCCGUGCGACAAUACGGGGGUUCGUCGUCCAGCCACUCGAACCAAUCGGCACUGCUGCUGCUCUGGCUGCAUCUCGGCAAUCACUUAUCGGAGAUAGCAACACGCAAGAACGCUGGGCGGUAUAUAUUAUAGCACAGUGGGCAUUGAACCACUAGCAUUGCAGUGUACACACAUCAACACUCGUGGUGACAGUGCGCGUCGCGGUGACGACGAUCUACUUUCCUUCUGUUCACUUGUACCAGUUCCACCAGGCAACAGGCAGGCUCGAGCAAGGUAAGCUUCCCCAGAGUCGAACGGAUCAUCCAAGCACAGCAGGUGGCAGUAUGCCGGUCAUCGACGCACCGGUUGGUACGGUUUCAUCAUCGGCACAGUAAAACGGCGUCUUCGAUCAACCUUUUUGGAGCACAGCAUUCAACCAAACCACAACAAGAGUCUGUGACAUACAGAUAACGGGAAAGAAAGAUCGAGAGAGAGAGAGUGAGUGAGGGUGAGAGAGAGAGAGAGAGCGAGAGCGAGAAAGAGGCCAUCGAUAAGGAAAGUUAUAAAGAGACCGGACAGUAACGCAAUGGAUCAACGGUUGGGUCAAUUUUCUGGCGUAAAGUGGAGUAAACUGCGCAUGGCGCUGGCCGUUCUGGCCCUAGCAAUCGGUACGACCGGCGCAUAUCGAGUCGGCGUAGGCCGCGCGGACUGCACUGGACCGUCGGUGGAAAUAACGUUUAUGGGCUACGCGCAGGUGACGCAGCGCGGAACCGGCAUCCAUCUGCGCCAGUACGCGCGCUCGUACGUCAUCGAGGACGAGAGCGGCACGCGGGUGGUGUUCGUCAGCGUCGACGCGGGCAUGAUGGGGCACGCGGUCAAGCGGGACGUUCUGGCCGUGCUGCAGAAGAAGUACGGCGAGCUGUACACGCACGCGAACGUCGUCAUCAGCGGCACGCACACCCACUCGACGCCGGGCGGCUUCCUGAUGUACCUACUGUACGAUCUGACCUCGCUCGGCUUCGUGCCGGAGACGUUCAACGCGCUCGUGCACGGCAUCGCGCAGAGCGUCAUCCGCGCCCACAACAAUCUGGUCGAGGCGCGGCUGUACGUCGCCGAGACGGAGGUGCUCGAGGCGAACAUUAACCGCAGCCCGAGCGCGUACGAGAACAACCCGGAGGAGGAGCGGGCCCAGUACCGGCACAACGUGGACAAGACGCUGGUGCAGCUGCAGUUCGUGCACGCGCGGACCGGCGCACCGUUCGGCGCGAUCAACUGGUUCGCCGUCCAUCCGACUUCGAUGAACAACACGAACCGGCUGGUGUCGAGCGACAACGUCGGGCUGGCAGCGAUCCUGCUCGAGCAGGAGCGCAACCCGGACGCGCUCGUCGGCAAGGGCGACUUUGUCGGUGCGUUCGCGUCCAGCAACCUCGGCGACGUGUCCCCCAACAUUAACGGGCCGAAGUGCGAGAAGACGGGCUUGCCGUGCGAUGUGCUCACGUCGUCCUGCCCGUCCGGCGCUGGGGCCUGCUUUGCGUCCGGCCCGGGGCGCGACAUGUUCGAAAGCACCGAGAUAAUUGCCGACCGGCUGUACCGGGCGGCCGCCGGCCUGCUCAGCACGCGCACGACGAAGGCGCGCGAAGUGACCGGCCCAGUCGCGUUCGUGCACCAGUACGUGGACAUGACCACCACCGAAACGGUACACUUCGAUCGGGUGACGCAAACACCGGUGCGGGUGCGCGGCUGCCUGCCCGCGAUGGGGUACAGCUUUGCCGCCGGCACCACCGAUGGGCCCGGGGCGUUCGACUUUCAGCAGGGCACGAUCACGGACAACGUGCUGUGGAAUGCGGUGCGCGACUUUAUCGCGGAACCGACGCAGGACGACAAGGACUGCCAGGCGCCGAAGCCGAUCCUGCUGGCGACGGGCCGGGCCCGCUUCCCGUACGACUGGCAGCCGAAGGUGGUGCCGACCCAGCUGCUGGUGGUGGGCGACUUCGCGAUGGCGGCCGUGCCGGGUGAAUUUACCACGAUGGCGGGCCGGCGGCUGCGGUCGGCUGUGGCUCGCGCCUCGGUGGCGGCGGGCGGUCGCGACCUGCAGGUCGUCGUCGCCGGGCUGUCCAACAUGUACAGCAGCUACAUUACCACGCCGGAGGAGUACGAAAUACAGCGGUACGAGGGUGCGUCCACGCUGUACGGACCGCACACGCUCACGCUCUACCUGGAGCAGUACAAGCGGCUGGCGGGGGCGCUGGUGCGCAACGAAACGGUACCGGCCGGCCCGACGCCACCGUACGAGGACGACAAGCAGAUAUCGCUCACGACCGGCGUCAUCUUCGACUCGCACCCGCUCGGGAAGGAGUUCGGCGACGUGAAGGUACAACCGGAGGCAGCAUACGAGCGGGGUGCCACCGUCAGUGCCGUGUUUAUUGCGGGCAAUCCGCGCAACAACCUGAUGCACGACAAAAGCUUCUUCACGGUCGAGCAGCAGCAGCCGGACGGCAACUGGAGUGUGGUCGCUACCGACGCCAACUGGGAAACAAGGUUCCGCUGGGAGCGCACCUCGACCAUAUUAGGCUUCAGUGACAUCGAGUUCAGCUGGACGAUAGGACCCAACACACUGGACGGGCUGUACCGCAUCCGACACUUUGGCUACUACCGCUACAUACUGGGCGGUGUCUACCCGUACGUGGGCGCAACCAACGCCUUCAGCGUCAAGUGAUGGGCGAGCGCAUCGGUCACUCCCUCCUCAUUCGACGCCAUAGCAGUUAAGGAGUGGAGUAAUUGUGAAAAGAUAGAUGAAUGUUCAGGCGAGAAUUUGAAGUGAAAUCAAUAGGUUGGUGGACCCAAUCAAUGUAUCUAUGAGUGUGUGUAUGAGUGGGAGCGCGCCUGGGAGAGCAACAAGAUGGUAACAAACAAAAGGAGGAAGGAAAAACAAAACAACAAAACAUUCCACACCUAUUUUGCAAACCAAAUAGACUAGUCACUGGAUCAUUAUGGCGCUUAGCUAGAAGGA
This is a messenger RNA of Anopheles arabiensis, 3711 nucleotides long. RefSeq names its product neutral ceramidase (gene CDase). Gene Ontology annotation, biological process: sphingosine biosynthetic process; ceramide catabolic process; long-chain fatty acid biosynthetic process. The record is from RefSeq and is a predicted model, not a curated record. Bases 1288 to 3417 code for a protein of 709 amino acids. The transcript is spliced from 4 exons. Gene Ontology annotation, molecular function: N-acylsphingosine amidohydrolase activity. Gene Ontology annotation, cellular component: extracellular region. NCBI's taxonomy places the organism in Eukaryota, Metazoa, Arthropoda, Insecta, Diptera, Culicidae.